Molecule: messenger RNA, 5127 nt
Organism: Suillus discolor
Lineage: Eukaryota; Fungi; Basidiomycota; Agaricomycetes; Boletales; Suillaceae
Exons: 13
Coding region: 1-5127 (1708 amino acids)
Source: RefSeq, a predicted model, not a curated record
AUGUCCAAUUUCCAGUGUCCUUCAUGCGGUAAAACCGGUUUCAAAGAUCAGGUUGCUGUUGCUCGUCACAUGAGCCAGCCUUGCUCAGGAUGUAGCACCUGGCUACAGGAUUUAAUACAUCUGCGGGACCUGUCUGACGAUUCUAUGCAUACAGAUGACUUGGACGAGCCGAAUAUUCCUGGUGCUGGGCCUCAGGCUGAGGUUGAGUUCACAUUCAGAGAUAUAGACGAGUCAUUUGAAGGUAGUGGUGAGAGUGGUGGACAGGCCUCUGGGGAGGGAUUACUUCCAAAUGGUGCCGAUUUCGUCGACUGUUAUCCCGAAUCUUCUUGGACAUAUGGCAAGGGGUACACCUUCCUCGACUUAUUCAAUUCUGAUGAGAAUAGCGUGUACCGUGCCAAGAAUCCCUAUUACCCAUUCAGUGGCUGGAAGGACUGGGAGAUUGCAUCGUGGUUACUGCACUCGGGAUUGAGCAUGGGGAAGAUAGACAGUUUUUUGUCACUCGAGAUGAUCAAGGGUCUUCCAUUAUCUUUUUCCUCGGCCAAGGAACUGCGAGGCAGAGCAGAAAUGUUGCCCAGUGGUCCACGCUGGAUGUCCCAAGUGCUCUCUAUGAGUCAUCCCACCAAAUCACCUGUCGUUUUGUACUGGCGUGAUCCCUUGGACUGUAUUUCAGCUAUUCUAAAUCAUCCCUUUUUUCACGAUCGGUUAGACUUCAUGCCUCGCAGGGUCUAUACUACUGCACAACACUUGUGCUGUGUAUAUUCAGAAUGGAUGACAGGCGAUGACACAUGGAAUAUGCAGUCUGCCCUACCUGAAGGCGCAACACUCCUUGGAACCAUUUUAUCAUCCGACAAAACGAAUAUAUCCACGAUGACGGGUGACAGAGUUGCGCACCCGCUUCUCAUCAGCCUUGCAAAUAUCAACAUGUCCACACAACUCAAGACAUCGUCCAACACCUUUGUACUCACCGCCUUACUCCCCGUACCCAAAUUUAUACAUAAGAAUAAAUGCAUGCAAGGUGUACUCGAGGAUCGCUUAAUUCAUGAAUGUCUAGAUAUCGUCCUGCGUCCGCUCAAGCAGGCUGCAUGUGAAGGAGUCAUGUUAUCAGACCCUGUUGGACAUAGCCGCUAUUGUUUUACCCCCCUUGUGAGCUAUAUUGUCGACACUCCAGAAGCUAUGAUGCUAGCUACUGUCGGUGGGAAAACAUCUCCAGUCACCAUGGCCAUGUUCAAGCAGUUCGGAGACCCUUUCCGUCAUGAACCUCACACGGAAUCAACCACACUUGCACAGCUGGCCGUUGUUCAAACAAGGGCGGAUCCCAACGAUAUUGAAGCCUUCUUUCGCAAAGCGCAGAAAUUUAGCUCGAACGGUGUCUCUAAACCUUUCUGGCAGGACUGGACCCUUGUCGGGGAUAUGGAAAUUGAUUUCCGGUUUUCUGUGUUGCAGCCCGUCACUGGCUUUCAUCAUUUUGACGGUGGUAUCUCCAAGCUAAAACAGUCACCGCGUAUUGAUGAAGACGACAUCAAGCGCAUUUCUGGAGCCCUCGAUGAGUUUCACGCCAAUAAAUAUGCAAUUACAGCUGGAGGAUUUCGUCGAGGCAACAAGAACAAAGUUAUCGAUAAUUGGUACAUUCCCAAAUUGGAGCUCAUGCAGAGUAUAGUCCCCAGCAUCCGCAACACUGGUGUUGCCAUGCAAUGGACUGCAGAUACAACAGAGCAUGCGCACAUUACAGAGAUUAAAGACCCCGUGCGAUCAAGCAACAACAAUAACUAUGAUCCUCAGAUUUGUCGACAUCUCGACCGGGUUGAUAAGUGCCGUCGCUUUGACCUUGCAAUGAGUCUUGUGAAUGGUCUGGCAAGCUCAGGGCUACAGGAUGAUGAUAUUGGUGAUGAUGUUGACUUUGAUGCAGAUGAUGAUGAUGACCUCCCCACGGAAUUUAUGGCCACUAUAAAAUGUCCUGGACAUUCGCACCCAAUCACCAAUUACUUCGCGAUUGCGAAGAUCCUCCAGCAUAAGGAGGUUGGGACUGUCCCUCUGCCAUUGCACACAUUCGUUAUCGGACGCAUGGCCUUUCAUCUCACAUAUUCCCCAUCCAUCAGAUCCAUCUCCGUCAACAAUGCUGCUAUCAAAUUUGGCCUUCCUGACUUACGGCUGGCCAUUGCUGAUUUUCUUCAUCGCGAAGCUACCCACGGACAGAAUCAUGUCCACACAAUUGGGGGAGCCAGGAGGGCUGGACCUACUGCUUCCCUGCCAUUUGAUAAAAUUCAAAUCUGGUACAACUCAGUUAUUGUGAACAAUGAGUUAGGGUGCCUUUGGCCUGCUCAUGGUCUUCGUGGUCACACAAUUGGUCAAAUUAGGCUUAUCAUGUGUCCAGUUGGAAGAAUUAACACGGAUUGGUCGUGGAGGGACCGUUUCCUUGUCUAUAUGUACCGCUUUGAUGUUGCACUCGAUCAGAAGGGUGAAAUGUUCCAAUGGUACAUCAAGGCUCCUGUUAAUCUCAUUCCUCGCUUUGGAGCCAGUGCAGACAGCCGGUUUACCUCACAGAACAGCAUGGAGCACGCGUCAGAGUUUUGGGUAAAUAAAUUUUGGGACAAGAACACAUCCUUUCCGCUCUCUAUCUUAGAGUAUACCGAACAAAUGCCACCUCAGUUCUUUUUCAGGACGGGCGGCUACGGAAUAAAGUUGUCGUCAUUGGUCUUGCUCCCUGCCACUGUCUCAGGCGAUGCCCUUACAAUGAACAAGUACACGGCCGAGGAACUGAAUUGUUUAGUCACACAGGAAGAUGAACCAUCCGAGUUGCAAUCGCUGGGACACAUCCUCUCUCACAUCUUUCAGCCUUUCAGCAUACCUCUCCCGGAUUUGUCUAUGCUCCAGAUCCCACUCAAAAACAUCCUUCAUCACAAUGAAUGUACCAAAGCAAAAUUCAGCGAAAAUUCACCAGACGAUCUGGUGCCAUUGUAUGAUGCUGAUGCGCAACUAUGGAACUGGAACCUUCCAACUCUUGCUCCCACAAACAAAUCUGAAUCAACAACUCACUCUCAACCAUCUGAAAGCCUAGAUUUGGAGGACAAUGCAGAGAUUGGCGAAGCUGCAAAACCAACUCAUGAAGAGAUUUUCUCAUCAUUUUUCAACACUUUGGCUAUCUGCUUAGUGAAGGCAGAGCCCAAACUACUAGCCAACCCCACUGCGACGCGCACGUGGACUGCGGCCCACGCACAUAAACCAUUACCUGGUAGUGAGGUGAAGUGGAAACCUGAUCUCCUCUUAUCAGAUGAGAUCACCGCAAAUUGGGGAAAUAUCAGGGUAUCAGCUGAGCUGACGCACAGUUCAUAUCAACCUGCGCUGCGACUCGUGAAGGCUGCUGAUACUCAUGCAUACCUCAUGCUGAGUGAGCAGCCCUGGAGGCGCUUUGCGCUUGUACUAUCACUCACCAACGAGUAUCGGGAGCUCAGAGUCCUUUUCUACAAUGAUGCCGGUGGUGUCGUGUCCCCUGCCUUCAAUAUCUACCAAAAACCAAGCAUACUCACUCACAUUAUUGCUGUCCUUCGUUUCGGCAGCCUCGAGUGCAUAGGAUAUGACUUGACAGUCUCCUUCACAAAACACAUUUCCCCUCCCCAACACCACACCAACGGCUAUCGUCCGAUCAAGAACCUCCCUGCCAAACGGCAACCUGCAGAUCACGUCAUGGCUGCAGCCACGUCUGAGCCCCCUAAUCCACCACGCGAUGAUUUCGAGGGUGCACCAAGCGCUGUCAUCGAGUCGAUAUCUCCCGACACGGAGCCUGAGCCCGAGUCAGACUCAGACUCAGAGUCAUGUGCUGACCAUGGUACAUACAUUUCUAUGAAGAAUCUGGAGGAUCCCCCCCUGGUACAAGCCACUGCAAUCUCCAGCGCCCCCCUUCUCAACCUCGCAUCCCAAGCACCUGAGGAACCUGACAGUAUCUAUUCUGCUACACCCCAUCCUUCACAAUUCCCGUAUUCAGCUCAGUCACCUGAACCGUGUGGCAAGAUUUGUGUCAGGGACACAAUCUACACGAUCACAAGGAUCCUGUUUGCGAGUCGUGGCCUUGUUAGUCGCGGGACUGUUUGUUACUUGGUCUCUUUGGAUGAUAAAGAAUUCAUCAUCAAAGACCAUUGGGUUCAGGGUAAGGAGGAUCAGGUGAUCUUGAAUGAGAUCGAAAUGUUGAAGCACAUGUCUGGCAUCCCUGGCGUUCCCGAGUUGGUGGAUUGGUGGGUGGUUGAAAAGUUGAAUGGAGAGCCCGAUGUGACCAGCAAAUACCGAAAACAACCGCAAUGCCCAAGUAUUGCAGGGACCAGUCACUCACACGUUCGACUUGUCUUGACACCCUGCGCUUGCCCCCUACAUAUGUUCCGAACUCUUAAAGAGUUUGUGAAAGCGCUGAGGGAUAUCAUCAUUAUUCAAUGCACAGCGGUGGAGGAACGCAAGGUUCUACACUGCGACUGCAGCUUAAAUAACGCAAUGAUUGUAGAUCUGUUAGGAGGUGGUAGUAGGGGGUUUCUAAUCGACUGGGAGUUUGCAGUGCGCAUCAACCCAGAUCUGAAGUAUGCCAUUGGUGGUACGGGAACAAUCCCGUUCAUGUCUCAUGGGCUUCUCGCCCAACUCUCAGAUGCACAACAGGCAGCGCUGGGUGGAAAGAAACCGAAAUAUAUCCCUAAAACAUCUUCAAACGCUUUGGCAUUGCCUGUAUUGCAUGAUAGCUUACGAAACUCAAUACCUGAUCGCUGGAACAACAUGGACCUCGAAUCUUGCGCGGCCUUCAAGGGCAAUUUUUUCGCAACCAAGAAGGAGGAACGCCGUCUUGUAGACGAGAUCCAUCCUUACUUCAAAGACUUAAUCCCUCUCGCCAAGGAGUGGCAUACAGCUUUGAAGGACAAUAUGGAGAACCCUGUUUCCUUCGACACCAUCCUUACACUAUUGAACACGCAUCUUGACCGCCUUCCGGAUGACGAGGAUCUUGUUUCCACUGUCAAGACGCUCAAACAAUCUGCAGCUAUUCUCACAGACUGUGUCGAGAAGCAUGUCGCUUCACAAUCUUUCCCCAUGGAAUUACCCAAGUGUCAGAAGUCUGAUGGUAUUUCGAUGGAGACUGACAAUGAGUCAGACGGUUAG